Messenger RNA from Meloidogyne enterolobii, 655 nucleotides. Lineage: Eukaryota; Metazoa; Nematoda; Chromadorea; Rhabditida; Meloidogynidae. The record is from the annotation of a GenBank genome assembly.
UUCCUGUUGGAUAUUUCGAAUAAUUCAAUUUUCUUUAUUAAGAGCAAUUCGUUAUAUUUUUUCUUUUGAUGAUGGAAUGCUUGAGAAUUCUUUUUCAAACAAUUUUGUGUUAGAUGAAAAUGAAGAUGUUGAAGAUAUCCAAACUGUGAAAGAACAUUUACUUAAACAUUUUAAAAUUCAAACAAAAGAGGAAUUGAUGAAUAUUUUGUAUGGACCAAACUUUCAAAAAUCUUAUAUUGCUUCUUUUACUAAAUUGCUGGCUGAAUGUCUAAACAACAAUAAAUUAGCUACAAAAAUAUUUUUUGAUGCUGGUUAUUCAUUAGCUGCUCAUAUUCGUGCAAUUAGCAAAAAUUUUGAUGAAGAAUUUUAUACAAAUAAAGUCCCAAUUUUAUUAAUUGGUUCAGUCUUUAAAAGUUGGCAAUUGUUGAGGAAAGGAUUUGAAAGAUGCUUGGCAACAAAUGUUACAAAUUGUUUAAAGAAGAAUCAAAGGACUUUCCGAAAAGUUGCUUUUUAUCAACCAACAAGUUCUCCAGCUAUAGGGUAUAAAAAUUAUUUAAAUUAUAACGUUGUAGGUUCUUGGAAAAUUUUUUGGUACGGAACCAAUAAAAAUCCGAUGCUUUUCUGUGAAAAUUUAUUUCCUUCGGUUGGGUAUUAG